CCCUUAAAAUUGUAAACAAAUCAACAGCUGAUGUAUUACACUGAUUUCUAGCAAUACUUCGGCAAAGAAAUUAAAUAUAUAGUAGAUAUAAUAUUCUAAAAAAAAUUCCUGCGAGCUUCUGCUGUGCUGCUACUGCAAUGUUACGAAAUGUGCCUCGCUGCAAUCAGCAUUUACUACACAUAGAAUGGAGCACCAAAAGUUGUUCCCAUAUUUCAACCACAAGUGGAGCCAUUGCUUAUGCAAAAGCCGAUAACAUCAAGUUUCAGAGUAAAGUAAUCAGUAAACUUGUUGGACAACGUAUAUCUGGCAGCAAAAAGCGUUGGUACCCCAGUAAUGAUGCAAAUACUUCCAAUUCAACUAGACACCACAAUGCUGAGAUGUUUAACAGUGCGCAUAUUACCAAAUCCACUGGCAGUGGUGGUGGCAAAAAUACAACACGUCGUAUGGUGGUACUGAAUAAAUUAUUUAUGAAACACAUCACCGACCUCUUGGCAACUGGCGAAGCCUCGGAGUCUAUAUUAGGACGUGGUUUGCAAGUGACACGUGUAAAGAUCUCACCAGAUUUCGCAUAUAUAAACGUGUAUUGGUUGGGAAGUGGCGUGCCAUUAGCUGAUGCACUACUCGAAACGGAAUUGCAGCGUUGCAGUGGUCGUCUACGACAUGAACUCUCGCAAUUAAUGUUGAUGAGUGAAGUUCCACGCAUUAAAUUUGCACGUGAGAAAAAAUUGUCAAAUAUUGCACAAGUGGAGGAGCUGUUACGGACUAUGGAUUUUGGUGCGGACACGGAAGAACCAACCGAUGCAAGUGCACAAACUGCAGGUGAACAAGUGCCUUUGAAACACAAUUUAGUGGCUAACCUGAUGCAACGUGAGUUUUAUGGCAAAAAUGAUAUAGAAGAGACAAGUCUCAAUGAGCAUGAUAACGAGGAACAAUUUCCUGAAAUGCGACAUGAUGUACUUGGGUUGGAUCAUCGGCAUAUCAUGUCAAAAAUAUUGACGAAAAUGCGUAAAUCUCAACAGGCUUGGGAGCAGCACGCACGAAAAGAUAGUGCCACUGUUAGCACAAAUCAGGUAGUUAAUACCGCUGAAACGCUUGAGCAAAUUAAACAACGGCUUGCUGAGGCAUCGGAGAAGUCGGCAAGUUUCGAAAAGUUUCUGGCCAAAAGACGUGAGCGUAAAAAUACGCCAGAGCGUAAACGACAUGAUCGCGCAUCUGAGUGGACGGAUGAACGUGCUGAACAAGCGGCGUUGGAAGCAGCAGCUGCCACAGUGCUUACACCUAAACAACGACGGUUGUUGGAGGCGGAAGAUUAUUUAUUUGAAGAUCAAUAUGAUGAACAUAAUCCAAAUGCCAAAUAGAAAUCAUUCAAAACACAAACAAGUUAGUGUAUACAAUAUCAAGUUAAUUCGUUUAACUAACGUAAAUAAAAUCGUUAUUUUAGUGUAAAACUUGUUUAAUUCUUUUAUUUAUAUUGAAAUUUAUAAUUUAUAAAAACUAAAAUAUCUGAAAGAAAUAGUAAAUACAUAAAGAUGUUGCGGUAUUGACACAUUGACCCUGUUGAAUAGCAGUCCCACCUAAAACAAAUUGAGAAAAUUAAAAUUAGUAAAUUUUAUAAAUACUAAAAUUUUUUUUUAUUUUUAAUUAAAUCAGUUAAAAACUUAUAUGACAUCAACGUUUUUUCUCAGUCGAAAGAUGGUGAAAGUUUUAUUCAUCACAAAAUUAACAAAGCGAAAUUAUAUUUUUCAAAUUCUACUAUUUAUGCAAAUCUGUGUAAUUUACUUUUUACUCACCUAAAAUAACAGAAUUAUUGGCUUCGCUGGAGUCAAGUCAAUAAAAGCUCAUAUAUUGUUUACAAAGAGCGGCAUCCUUUUCCAACUGUUUCAUGAUGCAGCCAUAUUUGUUGACAAAUAGCAAUAGUAACUGCGGAGAUACGCCACCCUGCUGUAAAAAUCACAUUUAAACAUACAACACUUUUUCCCACUCUCCAAUGCUGUGAAAGACCCUAACACCUGCACCCAAAUUUUUAAAAUAAAAGUUGCAAUUUAAACGUGUAAAACUUUACUUUCUUUUAUUUCAUAGAAAUAAAAUUCAACUAUGUUGUAAUAGGUUAUGUCAGUUUGCAAAUAUCCUUGGAAAAUAUAUUAUAUAUAUAAAUAUCCAAGGAUAUUGGCAUUCAAUUUAAACCCUCCCAUGCUGACGUUGUUGACUGAAACUUGAGCAGUAACCUGUAAAUAUAAGAUAAGAACUCAAUUAGCAAUUAUUUACACAUUAGAAAAUUUAAACAAAGUAUUUAGUAUUACAUUUAAUCAGUUAAAAACUUAUAUGACAUCAACGUUUAUUAUCAGUCGAAAGAUGGUGAAAGUUUUAUUCAUCACAGUAAUAAUCAAAUAUCUAAAUUUAUCUUUGACUCACCCAGAAGUUUGUGCACGUUUUUUUGUUGUACCAGCGUUUGCUAGUGGACCCCGUUACAAAGAAUUGGUAGCUUAUUCGAAGAGACCGAAGCCCAUAUCGUCAUCCUCAGAUUCGGAUUCUUCCUUCUUCUCCUCUUUCUUGGCUUCCUUCUUGUCACCACUAGCCUCAGCGGCAGCUGGAGCAGCUACAGCA
Molecule: messenger RNA, 2604 nt
Organism: Zeugodacus cucurbitae (melon fly)
Lineage: Eukaryota; Metazoa; Arthropoda; Insecta; Diptera; Tephritidae
Exons: 1
Coding region: 138-1358 (406 amino acids)
Biological process (GO): rRNA processing
Source: RefSeq, a predicted model, not a curated record